UCUCCCUUGGUCUACGAAGUACAUGAUUUUCAGUCAUACACCAUCAAGUCCGAUGAUCCCCAGUUCAUACAGCUAUUUUGAUAUCUCUCAAGGCUUCUUGAUCCCUGGAUGUUGCGCCCCAGAAAUCUCAUCAUCUACUGCCUUUGAUUGCCAGUGCCUUUAACGGGUUUCCCCUCUUCUUCGAACUACUAGCUAGCUAGUCCCGCACAUGCAACUACAGCAUCAUGUGGCUUCGGUCAGAAGCUCAGAGUACCUUAUGAUGCUCGCAAUUGUCAUUAUUUUCCCGGAGUUCCCUGUUGGCUUUGACGAUGGUCCUGGUCAACAUCCUAGCCCUAGCUAUUGCUUAUGGAUGGGCUGUCUUUGCAAGUGAUACCCUUGAUUCUUCCUAUAGUACCGGCUUGAGCAGGUUGGAGAAAAUUGAGAGCAUGUAUGCGUGGGAAGGGUUCGUAUAUGACAUUGAGUCAUGUCGAUCCACGUACGAAAUGACUCAAGAUUUCAACGAGAUGAAGGCACACGGAGCUAGAGUGGUCAUUACCUUCGAGUUUUGUGGAACCGGCGCUGAUGUUGGUUACUACGAUGAUGUUAUUACCGCUGCUGGAAAUGCAGAAAUCAGUAUCAUCCCGCUGGCUUGGACCCUUCCGAUCCAUGCAGUAGGGCAGUCUUAUGGUCCCAACGACACUUUUCUGAUUAAAAGUGUUCCACGGAUCGAAGCUGUUACACAGGCAGUCAUCAACAAUCCAGAACCUGUUCUCGCUAUCGCCAUUGGCGAUGAACCACUGUAUGACGAUGAUGCCGGCUCACCUGCAGCGUUAGCAUCAUACAUCAACCAAGUUCGUCGCAAUCUCAGCAUUGCAGGACUCGACAUCCCGCUUUCAAUAUCGGAUCUAGCGUACGGAUGGCAGAGUUCUGGAAACAUCACACCUGUGGCAGAUGCAGUCGAUUUCUUCAUGGUUAACAAUUUUCCGUAUUUCGCUUUUGACGCAACUACUGGUGGAAAUGCGAGCUCCAGUUGGAAUGAUUUUAUACAAGACAUUGAAUAUUUCCAGAGUAUUGCCAAUGGAAGACCGAUUCUGGUGACUCAGACUGGAUGGCCGACAAACGAAGACGAGUUCGCGCCCAACUCGCCGGAUAUCGUUGCUUCAGUGCCGUCUUCCGAAGGUUACUGGAAUUUACUUGACUCUUUUUGUGAAGACUACUUCAAGAGCAUGAAUAUAGGAUGGAUGUGGCGGAGUUGGGAGGAUGACAUUGACGGCUGGGGAGUAAAGUAUCUCAAUGGAAGUGACAAAUGGCAUUGGAAUGCACGGACAAAAUGCUGAACCUAUACAGGAGAUGUCCUCUAUCCUGAAUUCCGAAUUUCCACAGUUAUUCAAUGAAGUCACAGUGACCCUCGCCUUUACGAGUAACUAUAUUUGCAUGUAUGUUCUUAUAUAUUAGCGCUUUUCAACGCGAACAA
Lentinula edodes (shiitake mushroom) is the source of this 1453-nucleotide messenger RNA. Its product is annotated as glycoside hydrolase superfamily. NCBI's taxonomy places the organism in Eukaryota, Fungi, Basidiomycota, Agaricomycetes, Agaricales, Omphalotaceae. The transcript has 6 exons. Bases 309 to 1316 code for a protein of 335 amino acids. The record is from RefSeq and is a predicted model, not a curated record.